AUGGAUGUGGAUCGGUUGAUGAAAGAUCUCACGAUCGAACAACUUGAGAGUAUUCAACAAGAUUUAGAGUAAGUUGUUGAUGAAUUUUGGAAGAAAUAGUUUUUGAAUUUUUUUCAGGACGAAAAUGGAGGGAAAACGAGAAAGUUUAAGAGAAAUGGUUGGAAGAAGAUAUCGAGAUGUUUUAGAAGCUUCAUCCGAAGUUAGAAAUGUUUGUGCAUUAGCAGAUAAAUUAACAGUUGAUAUUGCAAAUACGAGAGUUAAUUAUCAAUCACAACACAUCAGGUAGGUAAACUAGAAGAUUAAAAAAUUGUGAAAUGAGAAAAUCUUUAUUAACAAUUAUUAAUUUGCAUCAAAUUAUCAUGAGUCACUUUGUGUUGAAUCAAUCGAUUCAAGUCGUUUUCUUUUUUUCACUGAGCAAGUUAAAACCCAAUCUCUUUGUAAACUUUUUGCUGAAACUUCUUGAUCACAUUUAAUUUUGCUGACUACUUCUGCUGAUUUUUCUGGUCGGCGAGGUCUGAAAAGAUUACAUAUAAAUUGAAAACCAAAAAUGAGAUUGAAACUCACGGAAUUUUAAUCGCAGAUUUGCCUAGAUUAUUAUUUCCGUUUCCGAUAUUUGCAAUCGUAUUUUUACUUGGAGAUUUUCCGGGUUUGUUGUUCAAAGGUUCUUGAGAUGGACUUUCUGAUUUUUUGAGAAGUGUAUUUUUUGUUUGUUGAGGUUGAACAUUUGAUUGAGUUUCUGAUGGCCCAUUUGAAGUGACGCUGAGAAAAAUAGAGGUUAAGAAUUUUUCAAGAAAAUUUAGAAAGAAAUCUGAAACGUAUGUAUUGCUAAACGGUACUGCAACUAUAUUUCUAGAUUUUUAACAUACAUAUUUACUUUGUAGAUCAUCUUGACAAGCAAUAUUUCAAUUUUCUACUUACGUGCUUGAGAGAUUUUCUUCAAUAAUCGAUUGUGAUUCAUUUUCUUGUUUUUGAGAAGAUUUGCAACAAUUAAAUACAAGCGAACAAAUAAAAAAUACUGUAAUUGCUAUCAAAUCCGUAAUCAUAUCUGAUUUUAGAAAUCACAUCCAGAAUAAAAAAAUGAUUUAUUUCAAAAAUAUAAUUGCUUUUAUACAAUUCCGAUGGGCCUCUUUUUUUCACGCAUUUCGCGUGUUACAAAAACCUAAUUUUUUAUCAUUUCUAGAAAUGGCAGCAAAGAUGAACAACGAGCUGGUGAACAUUUUCUUGCUGUUAAUUAUCUUAUUUCAAAUAUUGGAUCUGAUGAUGGAGAACCUUUAGAUGAUGUCGUUAGUCUUUGUAUGGUUGAACAUUUACAAAAACAACUUAUUAGUAAUCAUGCAAGUCUGAUGGUAUGUUCAGCAAUUUUUCUGGCUUUUUCUCAAAAAAAAAAUGAAUUUUUAGAUUCAUAAAAUCGCGCGAGUUUUGACUGGAAGAAUUGUUGCAACUCGAUCUGAAUUAGAGGAAUUCAAUACUUCUACUUUAUCAGAUAUUUCAAGAUCUGAUUGGGCUGUGAAUCAAUUGACGGCUAUUGCAAUUCUUCAAACAAAGGAUAUAUCUCAACUUCUUGAUUUAUAUUUGGAAAAACGAUUUGUGAGUUUUUGUUUUUGUUUUAGGGGAUUAUAAAGUCUGAGGCUAGAGUUUUGUUUCUAAAAGUAAAUUAUGGGAAAAAUUGAAUUUCAGUAAAAAAAAACCUCUCAUAUGUUUAUUUUCAGGAAUACAUAAAACAUUUGAUCGAAGAUUCUGCAACAAUUUUGAGUGUCGUCGAAGAAAUCAAAAAGACUUUGAGUGUUGUUGAAGAAUUGUUUGUGCAUGGAGAAUUACAACAUUCAAUUCAAUCAGUUUGUAAUGGACAAUAUAAAUGUGAAUUAAUUCGAGAAAUGUGUGCUGAUCAAGCAUAUUCAUUUGAAAAAAACAAUUAA
Molecule: messenger RNA, 1916 nt
Organism: Caenorhabditis angaria
Lineage: Eukaryota; Metazoa; Nematoda; Chromadorea; Rhabditida; Rhabditidae
Source: the annotation of a GenBank genome assembly